AUGGAUCUCAAUGAACAAAUGGAGCAGAUUGCAGCUGAAGCGGUUAACAUAGCUCAACAAAGGGAUGACGAAAGGGAAAUUCACGCAGGGGAGAGUGAACCAAAGGAGGUUUCUCAAGAAACCCUUCAAGAGACUCCUACAACCGAAGAGGCACUAGAGGAAGAUAAAGUAAUCAAUUCAAUCAAAGUAAAGAAAAUCCCACAUUCGGACGAUCGAUUCAACACCCACAAGAAGGUCAUUAGAAGAGUCGAACCACAGGUAGAUAUUGACACGACAAGCAAUGAGCAGCCACCACCAAAUGACGAUUUCAACCCGCAACAAAGGAAACGAUUGGAAUUGGAAGAGAAAAUGACAGCUGCUAUCAAAGUCAAAUCUAAUAGAAGAAGAAAAGCCGACGAAGACGAUAUUGAAAGAAUGCAAGAUGAUAAAAUUGAACAUUUAAAAGAGCAAAUGAUUAAUGCUGCAAACUUGGAUGUGGAAAAGAAUUCACAAGGACAAAUUGCUACUGAAAAGUUGAAAUUGUUGGAAGAUGUAUUGAACAUCUUGUCAAGAGCUGAUUUAGCAGAAUCAAUCUUGGAUAACAAUUUGUUGGAAGCAGUACGGUUAUGGUUGGAGCCAUUGCCUGAUGCCAGUAUGCCGGCUUAUCAAAUUCAAAAAGAACUAAUAAAUUCCUUGGAAACAUUACCCAUCAAAACGGACCAUUUAGUAGCUUCAGGAAUAGGAAAAGUCCUAGUAUUUUACCAAAGAUCAAAAAGAACAGAGCCACUGUUAAAAAAGGUUGUUGAUAGAUUAAUUGGUGAUUGGACAAGACCAAUUUUAAAUAAAUCCGACUCUUACAAGGACAGAUCCAUACAAUUUGGUGAAUACAACAAAGCAAGGUAUUCUAAUAAAUUGUCCAGUGGUAAUAAACAAACAGCACCAAAGACCUUAUACGAGCAAAAUGCCGAGAGAAGAAAAAGAGCUGCUAUUCCAACAGCUAGAACUGCUGCGUACAAAAUUGCACCCAAGGUUGAUCCUAACUUGUUAAUGAGACAAGCAGGUAGAGGACACGAUGAAAGGUUUAGAAAGUUGAAUCAAAAAUUAACAACAAUGGGCACCAAGAGAAAAGCGACAAAGAAAGGCGGUCCGUCAAUUGAAGGUAGAGAUUUAAGCAUCUAA
Molecule: messenger RNA, 1158 nt
Organism: Lodderomyces orthopsilosis Co 90-125
Lineage: Eukaryota; Fungi; Ascomycota; Pichiomycetes; Serinales; Debaryomycetaceae
Exons: 1
Coding region: 1-1158 (385 amino acids)
Biological process (GO): poly(A)+ mRNA export from nucleus
Cellular component (GO): nucleus
Source: RefSeq, a predicted model, not a curated record